AUGACUGAAAUCGUCGACGUCGACUACCUCAUCGUCGGUGCCGGCGCCAUGGGCCUCGCCUUUGCCGACACCAUGCUCAGUGACAGCAAGGCGACCAUGGCCAUUGUCGACCGAUACCACGCGCCCGGCGGGCACUGGACCGUCGCCUACCCGUUCGUGCGGCUGCACCAGCCGUCGGCCUUUUACGGCGUCAACUCGAAGCCGCUCGGCAGCGAUCAGGUCGACGAGCAGGGCCCCAACGCGGGCCUCUACGAGCUCGCCACCUCGCAGGAGGUGCUCGCGUACUACAGCCAGCUCAUGCAGCAGCGCUUCCUGCCUAGCGGCCGCGUCACCUACCACCCCAAGUGCGAGUACCUCGGCGACGGCGCCUUCCGGUCGCUCGUCACCGGCAAGCUGUACCGCGCGGGCGCCAAGGCCAAGAUCGUCGACGCCACGUACAUGAAGGUCACGGUGCCAUCGAUGGCGCCGCCCAAGUACGAGGUGGCCGCGGGCGUCGAGCUGGUCACGCCCAACCAGCUGGCCGGGCUGAGGGAGCCGCACGAGAGCUUCACAGUCGUCGGCGCGGGCAAGACGGGCAUCGACACCUGCCUGUGGCUGCUGGCGAGCGGCGUGCGCCAGCAGGACGUCACCUGGAUCGUGCCGCGCGACGCGUGGCUGCGCGACCGCGAGGCGCUCCAGCCGGGCGACCUGUUCGGCGCGCGGCGCGCGGCGACGCUGCAGACGCUGCAGCGCGCCGCCCUGACCUGCUCCUCGCCCGACGACUACGUGGCGCAGAUGGAGGAGGGCGGGGAGGCGAUGCGGCUGUCGCGGGACGUCCCGCCGGAGAUGUACCGGUGCGCGACGGUCUCGCGGGCGGAGCUGGCGGAGCUGCGGACCAUGCAGAACAUCGUCCGGCAGGGCCGCGUGGUCUCGAUCCGGCCGGACCUGGUCACGCUGCAGCGGGGCUCGUACGUGCCGCGGCCGGGCACGCUGUACGUGGACUGCUCGACGGACGGCCUCGCCAAGCUGCCGCCGACGCCCGUGUUCCAGGGCCGGACGCUGCGGCUGCAGCCGGUGCGGCCCUGCCAGCAGGUGUUUAGCGCCGCCUUCAUCGCGCACGUCGAGAGCGCGUACGCGGACGAGGAGGGGGGCGACGCGCUCAAGAACGAGCUGUGCCGCCCGAUCCCGCACCCCAACGUGCCGGCCGACUGGCUCGUCACCGCCGUCCUGCACCUCCGGGCGCGGGCGCUGUGGAACGCCCACCCGCGGACGAGGGCCUGGCUGCUGGCCUCGCGCCUUGACCUUGAGGCAAGCUUCCUCCCUGCGGAUGAGGUGAAGCGCGAGGAGCUGCUGGCGAGCGCCUCCUCGCCCGAGAAGCGCGCCCAGGCUGGCCAGGUGUUGCAGCGUCUGUAUGGCGUGCUGGAUGCCCUGCCGGAGAAGGAGAGGGAUGCGGCCAAGGCAUUGAUUGGCGAUUUACCGAAAUUGGACUAG
Messenger RNA from Cordyceps fumosorosea ARSEF 2679, 1470 nucleotides. Its product is annotated as NAD(P)-binding domain protein. The transcript has a single exon. The record is from RefSeq and is a predicted model, not a curated record. The coding region runs from base 1 to 1470 and encodes 489 amino acids. NCBI's taxonomy places the organism in Eukaryota, Fungi, Ascomycota, Sordariomycetes, Hypocreales, Cordycipitaceae.